CCAUAUAAAUAUGGAAGCAAAGGAGCUCAGAAAGCUCAUCUUUUGUGAAUUGUUCUUGGAUUGGAGAAAACUGAAGAGAAGCAACAACCAUGAAGAAGAGCACCAUGUCUUCUCCUCAUCCAUACCAGUCUCCGGUAAUUGUCGACGAGAAAGACGAAGCCAAAAGCUUUAGAGUGGAAAAAGUUGGAGCUUCAAGGUCUCAUGCUAUGGAAAAUGGCAAGGAGGAAGCACCAAAGAAUAAGCUAGAGAGGAAGUCAACUGAAGACAUCAACGAAAGCGCAGAGGCGUUCAUCAAGAAGUUCAGGAAGCAGCUUUUGAUCCAAAGGCUUGAGUCGAUUGAGAAUUAUGAGCAAAUGCUUGCGAGGGGCCUCUAAAUGAUGUACUCUUCCUCCAUUAUUUACUUGCACUAUAUUGUCAUAAUGUUAUGCACGUAUUAAAUUAUAUAUGAGAUUGUUUAUUUAUUUGUUCU
Messenger RNA from Prunus persica (peach), 469 nucleotides. RefSeq lists its product as uncharacterized. The transcript has a single exon. Bases 90 to 374 code for a protein of 94 amino acids. The record is from RefSeq and is a predicted model, not a curated record. Lineage: Eukaryota; Viridiplantae; Streptophyta; Magnoliopsida; Rosales; Rosaceae.